This is a messenger RNA of Mustela lutreola (European mink), 984 nucleotides long. RefSeq names its product myosin light chain 6B (gene MYL6B). The record is from RefSeq and is a predicted model, not a curated record. The transcript is spliced from 8 exons. Bases 223 to 852 code for a protein of 209 amino acids. Gene Ontology annotation, molecular function: calcium ion binding; structural constituent of muscle. Gene Ontology annotation, cellular component: myosin II complex. Lineage: Eukaryota; Metazoa; Chordata; Mammalia; Carnivora; Mustelidae.
UGCCGGAAGCCACCGCCUGGGUGUCCUCCUCCUGCUAAACAGCUGCGUCUCCCGUGAGCCCGCGGAAGCUCGAGGACUACGACUCCCGGCAUGCUCCGAGGCCUCUGGAGUUAACCCUUAGGGGCCCGCAGCCUCCUCCCAGCGCCCCGCCUCCACCCUUACCUGGACCCCGCAGGAGAUGGGUGCCCCCAUCGGCACACUGUCCUUUGGCCACUGGACAUCAUGCCUCCCAAGAAGGAUGUUCCUAUGAAGAAACCGGCAGGACCCUCUAUUGCCAAACCUGCUGCCAAACCCGCAGUUGGAGCCCCUUCAGCCAAGACCAAGGCUGAGCCAGCUCCAGCUGCCCCUCCAGCCCUUCAGAAAACCCAGGAGCCCCCCAUCGAUCUCUCCAAAGUGGUGAUCGAGUUUAACAAGGACCAGCUGGAGGAGUUCAAGGAGGCUUUUGAGCUGUUUGACCGAGUAGGGGAUGGCAAGAUCCUGUACAGUCAGUGUGGGGAUGUGAUGAGGGCCCUGGGCCAGAACCCCACGAACGCCGAGGUGCUCAAGGUCCUGGGGAACCCCAAAAGUGAUGAGCUGAAGUCCCGGCGUGUGGACUUCGAGACUUUCCUGCCCAUGCUCCAGGCCGUAGCCAAAAACCGGGACCAAGGCACAUAUGAGGACUACCUGGAAGGGCUUCGGGUGUUUGACAAAGAGGGGAAUGGCAAAGUCAUGGGAGCAGAGCUCAGACAUGUCCUUACCACCCUGGGAGAGAAGAUGACUGAAGAGGAGGUGGAGACUGUUCUGGCAGGACAUGAGGACAGCAAUGGCUGCAUCAACUAUGAAGCCUUCCUGAAGCACAUCCUAAGCGUCUGAGCUCCUACAGAUGCGGUGGGGGUCGGACACUGCCCCACCCCCACCCCCCCUCCUCUCCGGCAGGCGGAAGCACGUUCCUGCCGCUAGGAGGCCACCUAUUGUUUCCAAAUAAAGAGACGAUUCCUCACUAGG